Molecule: messenger RNA, 772 nt
Organism: Dioscorea cayenensis subsp. rotundata (Guinea yam)
Lineage: Eukaryota; Viridiplantae; Streptophyta; Magnoliopsida; Dioscoreales; Dioscoreaceae
Exons: 2
Coding region: 138-461 (107 amino acids)
Source: RefSeq, a predicted model, not a curated record
ACAAGAAACCAAGUUGAAAUCUUAUUACAUCAUACAGUGAGCAGAAUUUACUCAUUUAAGUUAAUUAUUCACACCAUAUAUAACAGCAAAGAGAGACAGAUUUAAGAAGAUAUUGUCAAACAUCAAAGUGAAGAAGAAUGAAGGGAAUUGUGCUCUUGGCAAUGCUUCUUAUUGUUGUGAGUGCAGGAGAAGUGAAUGGAAAGAGAAACAUUUUUUCAUUGAAGGAAACCGAGGAGUUAGUUGAACAGAAACUUAAGAUCCUAAACAAGCCUGCAGUAAAAAGCAUAAAGAGUGAAGACGGUGAUAUCAUAGAUUGCGUCAACAUUUACAAACAACCUGCUUUUGAUCAUCCUUUGUUGAAAAAUCAUAAAAUCAAGGUUCGACUUUAUUGUUUAUUAAGAUCUACAACUAUCCAUGCACUCGUCUUAUGUAUGAAUUCAAUUUUCAUGUGUGUAGAAUGAAAAGAGUCAAAAUUUUCUCAUAUUUUGUGUCAUAGAAAUAUUAAGUUUUACCUUUUGCUUUCUUUGAAUUUAAGGGUGUCAAGCAAUGAGCCCAAUUGUGGACACUAACAAACCCGCCUAAUGACAUGUAUAAAGCCUUAUAAGAUUUAUAACUAUAUUAAAUUAAAUAUUUUUAUUCAUCAUUGAUAAUAAGUCAGAUUCUUAUAUAUGCAUGCUCUUAUGACAGUUACCCUUCCCCCCACGCUUAAAUAUCUUGUUUUUUUUUAGUAUCAUGUAUUAGUAUAAUAAUUAUUUAGAUAAAUACAUUUUGA